CCAUCACUUCACCAGCACCAAGAGCAACACAGCCACACGCAGCGAACGAGAGCGGCAACAAUGGAGCACCCGGUCUCCCCAGCGACCCCUCCUUCUCUUGGUCGGCACAACGAAGCUCUGUCUCAGAGGAUGAGGAACGACAUCUGCUUCUCCUGUAACAAACAGGGCCACUGGAUGAAAGACUGCCCCGACAAGUCCCCCGCCAGAUCGCAGCCGUCCGCCGCCGCCUCCUCCUCCGCGACCCCUCCUUCUCUUGAUCGGCACAACGAAGCUCUGUCUCAGAGGAUGAGGAACGACGUCUGCUUCUCCUGUAACAAACAGGGCCACUGGACGAAAGACUGCCCCGACAAGUCCCCCGCCAGAUCGCAGCCGUCCGCUGCCUCCUCCUCGGCGACGCCUCCUUCUCUUGAUCGGCACAACGCAGCUCUGUCUCAGGGGAUGAGGAACGGCGUCUGCUUCUCCUGUAACAAACAGGGCCACUGGACGAAAGACUGCCCCGACAAGUCCCCCGCCAGAUCGCAGCCGUCCGCCGCCGCCGCCUCCUCCUCCUCGACCCGCUCCGCCGACGUGCCGGUUUUCCGGUGCCCGUGUGGCGCCGGCGCAUGUUACGUCUGCACCUCCCGUACCCUGCGGAACCCGGAUAGGAAGUUCUACAGAUGCCCCGAUAGAUCCCCCAACGGUGCUGGUGGGUGUCGUUUCUUUGCGUGGUGCGACAAGUACAGCGCUCCGAUGUGUCCCUGUGGUGCCGGGAGAUGCAGCAUCAACAUUUUUGAGGAUCCUCCACAUAAGGGUAGAGAAUAUUUUUCUUGCCGUAUCAAAAAGGGACACGGAGCGUGUACAUUCUUUCAAUGGGCAAAUUCUCCUGCAGAAAAUAUGGCCUCAAGAGAUGCUGCGACUUCUAUUGUUGCACCAACAGAACUCAUGGAAAUUGAGUCAGCAAUGGUGGAUGCUGGUGAAGAUUACGAGGAGGAUCCAUUAUCGAUGAUGGAUAGUGGACAGAUUCAAGAAGUUAUUUGCAGAUUCUCUGCACCAGAACGUGAUGUGAGGGUUUUGGAGGGUGAAAGUUUCAUUCCCGAGGCCGAUUUGGAUUCUCAAGAGUUAGCUACGGAGGACGUGGAUUUGGGGGAGUCUACGACAGAGCAAAUGCAGCUUGUUUCCUGUGUAACAUCUCCAGCGGCAGUUUGUCUCAGACAGCAAGAACACUCGAGGCAGAUAUCAGCUGCUGGUGGCAUACUUGCUGGAAGUAGAGAUAUUGUUGAUAUGGUAUUCGACCGUCUAGGUAUAAGCUGGUGCGGGCAUCUUGCUCUCCCUCCUUGUCCAAGCUUAGCUGAUCCAUCUCCAACACCUUCCUUCUGUGGUAAUUUCACUCUAGGGAAAGUGUUGGUGUUAAAUCAGAUAGCAAAGUUUGUUUUUAAAGAUGUCAUUGAUCUCUUCGAGAAAAAUUCGCUUGAUCAUGGGCGUCUGGAACAGGAGGCUAGAGAUCACCUCGAUUUUCUCCCCGUUGACAGUAGCCAAUUCAAAGAGCAGGUGAAGGAGUGCCUCCACUGUGCUUCCCGGCUUGCUGAAGUCGAACGUCCCACCAAUGAACCUGCAAUCCGGGAGCACUGCGAUCGUGCAAAGAGGAGGUUUUAUGACAUCUCCGAGAAACAUUCAGUGACAUCAGAUGCAUGUGCUGCUUGCGAUGGACGAAUCACCCGUCUCCGGGAAGAUUACUGUCGUGCGAAGGAGACACUGCUCAGGAUUGAGGCAGAGCUGCACGGGUGUGAGGUGGAGCAUGCGGAGCUCCAGGGACGGCUCGCCGAGAUAACUCGAGAGAUGGAGGAGGCCAAGAGCGGCAUGGAGGAAGCUUCUCUGGCGGUGCAACGUAGAGAAAUGGAGAGGUGCGCCGCAAGGGCUGCCUUGGAGAAGGCGAGGCUCCAACUCCGCAGUAAUCUUCGAAAAAGACCAUGCCUGGUAACACACCAACCUUAA
This is a messenger RNA of Rhodamnia argentea, 1971 nucleotides long. RefSeq lists its product as uncharacterized. NCBI's taxonomy places the organism in Eukaryota, Viridiplantae, Streptophyta, Magnoliopsida, Myrtales, Myrtaceae. The coding region runs from base 61 to 1971 and encodes 636 amino acids. The record is from RefSeq and is a predicted model, not a curated record. The transcript has 5 exons. Gene Ontology annotation, molecular function: nucleic acid binding; zinc ion binding.